AUGGGUUCUAAAGCAGCGAAGCGAACACCGGCCAAGGAUGGUCGCUCGCCAAUUGCAACUCGACGCUCAGCCUCAAAGAGCCUCAAGGCUGAGCAGACGCCUUCACCAUCGCCUGCCAAGUCGGCAUCGUCCAGAAACCGAACACCACGCAGCGGGUUUACCCAUCGUCCUCCCACUGCUGAAGAACGAAAGUCCAACGGCCGCGUUCCUGGUCGGAACUUGAUCGUUUGGGGACGUCCUCGCAUGGCGGAGAAACUUCUCUUGCACAUGCAGUAUGAACUUGCACGCCACAAGAUUCAGGUUCCCUGGGACUAUGUGGCUCAUCGUCUUCAUCCAGGAUCCUCCGGCGCAGCCAUUGUUCAGCAUCUUAACAGGAUCCGGCGAGAACUGGUUGCUAAGGGCCACCUCGUUCCGCCAGCUACUUCACGCAAUGGUGCCGUCCCUCCUGAAUCCACUGACCCAACUGUCCGAGGCUACGUCCGCAAGGACAUGGACGGUGAAGACAAAGAGUCUGUUCGGCCUGUGCCCUACGAUGAAAUCAUGGAUGACCGCAAGUUCAAUCUUCCCAGUAUGGACAACCUCGAUGUCAUUGCCGAGAGUACUGAGCGUGAGCUCAACGAUACUGAAGACAGUGACAACGAGGAUGGCCCAUCUCAAAUGAACUCGACUAGUCCUUCCGGCGAUUCUGUCAAGUCCAUGAACUCAUUCUACCAUGCCCAGCCUAACUCCAAUGCAUACGCUCAGCUCCAGGCACCUGUCUCUUUCGCUGAUUCCGAGCCAGGCUAUCCUGCUCUGGGCGCAAUGCCAUCUCCAGCUGAUCAGAAGUUCUUCCCCGGCAAUGGCAAUUCGCCUCACAAAUACCACGGAGAGAAUGAUGGCCAGUAUCCUGGAUUUUAUUUCCCAGGCGCUUCAUUCCCGAACCCGAUGAUGUACAACCAGGCCAUGCCAAGUGAUCCUUUCUCAUUCGCUCAGCCUCAAGGGCAAGAUGAAUCAUCAUCAGAGAAACAAGCAAAUCACUCUGCCAAAAAUGGAACAGCCGGGCCUAUGCCUAUGCUCCCCCAUCCCAACUACCCUUACGGAUACCCCUGGAUGCCGUUUCCAAUGAACCCAUACCUUGCCUAUGGGCCUCCAAUGCAGGGAGCUCGCCAGCAGACACCAGUGAAUCCCAAGGGAGAAUCACCUCGCGGUGAUGAUUCUUUUGUUGUUCAAGAUGUGCAGUCGGAGCAGCCCAACAUGGAUGACCUUUUUGAUGCCGACCUCAGCGAAGAGGUUUCCCUUCAAACUCUACUUGAGGGGGACAAUGAUUCCCUUGAGACUGUACAGGAGAACGAAGAUUCUUUUGAGACUGUACUGGGAAACGAAGAUUCCCUUGAGACUGUGCUGGAGAACGAAGAGCCAUUCCAGAAUUUGCCCGAAGAGAAUGAAGACUCUUUUCACAAUUUACUAGAUGAGGAAGAGCCCCUUCAGAAUUUGCCCGAAGAGAAUGAAGAUUCUUUUCAAACUUUACUCGAGGAGAGUGAAGGCUCUUUUCAGACUUUCUUUGAGGAGGAUGAGGAGUGA
Molecule: messenger RNA, 1560 nt
Organism: Clonostachys rhizophaga
Lineage: Eukaryota; Fungi; Ascomycota; Sordariomycetes; Hypocreales; Bionectriaceae
Source: the annotation of a GenBank genome assembly